This is a messenger RNA of Tupaia belangeri chinensis (Chinese tree shrew), 1043 nucleotides long. It is a transcript of the gene ARL9, whose product is annotated as ARF like GTPase 9. Gene Ontology annotation, molecular function: GTPase activity; GTP binding. NCBI's taxonomy places the organism in Eukaryota, Metazoa, Chordata, Mammalia, Scandentia, Tupaiidae. Bases 68 to 922 code for a protein of 284 amino acids. The record is from RefSeq and is a predicted model, not a curated record. The transcript is spliced from 5 exons.
AGGACCAGGGCCACAGCGGCUCCGCGCGCAGGCGCGCAGGGGCAGAAAGGAACCCAGGGCGCUGGGGAUGGAGAGGGGGAAACUGAGGAAUAAAGAGAAAGGGAAGGAAGCGGAGAAGGAGAGCAUUCGGGCAAAGGGAAAGGAGAAGAGCGUUAGAAGAAACGAGAAGGAAGAGAAAGAGAAAAAGAAGGAAGGGGAGAAGGAGAAGACUAAGGGAAAAGAAAAGGAGAAGCGGAAAGAAGAGAAGGGGAAGGAGGACACGAGCAGGCGGGAAGAGGAGAAGGAGGCGGACGAGAGGCCAGUGCGAAGGAAGGAGGCCGAGGCGGCGGCCGCGCAGCCCUUCACCGGGAACGGAGAGGAGAACCGCGUGGGCGCCUCGCCGAGGGCCCCGCCCGAGCCCCGGGGGAAAAAUAAGCAGAUCCUGGUGCUGGGCCUGGACGGGGCUGGGAAAACCAGCGUCCUUCACUCUCUAGCUUCCAACCGAGUCCAGCACAGCGUGGCCCCCACCCACGGCUUCAACGCCGUUUGCAUCAGCACGGAAGACAGCCAGAUGGAGUUCCUGGAGAUAGGCGGCAGCGAGCCCUUCCGUUCUUACUGGGAGAUGUACCUGCCCCGAGGACUGCUGCUCGUCUUCGUGGUGGAUUCCGCAGAUCACGACCGACUGCCUGAAGCCAAGAAAUACCUUCAUCAGUUGAUCGAAGCAAACCCCAUCCUUCCCCUGGUUGUGUUUGCAAACAAGCAGGAUCUGGAAGCAGCCUAUCACAUCACAGAUAUCCACGAAGCGCUGGCACUAUCCGAGGUGGGGAAUGACAGGAAGAUGUUCUUGUUUGGGACCCAAGUGACAGAGACUGGCUCGGAGAUUCCGUCCAUCAUGCAAGACGCCAAAGAUCUGAUCGCCCAGCUGGCGGCAGAGGCGCAGUGACGGGCGAGGCCACCGCGGCUCCGGGUCUGACUGCCACCAGGCCGGCUUGCAGCCACAGGUUUCCACUUGCAGUAAAAAGGAAGCCAUUUCCUACUUCUCAAUGCAUAGCAUAUGCACAGAG